Molecule: messenger RNA, 2401 nt
Organism: Schistosoma bovis
Lineage: Eukaryota; Metazoa; Platyhelminthes; Trematoda; Strigeidida; Schistosomatidae
Source: the annotation of a GenBank genome assembly
GCUUACUUCACUUAGUAAUCAACGUGAGUCUUUAUAAUGGUCAAUUUACGUGCAUUCCUGACUUUUUGGUACUAAAGCUUCAAUGCUUCAUGAGUGGUCAUAAAAAUCAAGUCCUAGAAAUAUGUCUCACGCUUUACUAUCGUUCAUAUCUAAUGGUUCUUUAGAGGCCCUUGGGAUAGCUUACAUUAAGUUGACCAUGGGAUAGAAGCUGUUACUUCUUCGAAUGCCGCUUUCAACUAACACCAUACCUUUUUAAUCGACUAACCCGUACCAACUGGUGUUGGUCAAUGAUAAGUGGUUAGUUUGUAUGUUAAAUAACGUAGAGUAGACUGUAAUCAUCUAAAUCGCUGAGCAGGAGAAAAAUAUCAUCUUUACAAUGUAAAUGGUAUUUCCUUGGUUAGAUUAUGAAGCACAUAUGCAUCCUACUAUCUUAAUUAUCUAUUUAAAAUAAAUACCGAUAUAACUGGGCUCUAAAAUAAGUAUGCGCCACAGAAAACUAGUAUUGUGAAGACGUGCAUGGAGCCUGAGUGUAAUCAAAAUGAAUAAGUGGACCAGUGUAACUUGUAGUACGAGAGUCCCGAGAGCAUUUUCCAGCCGAAGAAUGUAGUAGAAAACUACAGCGAGAACGCUAUUGUCUUCUGUCCUAGGUAGUCUGAUAUCUCAGGCCACUUAGUUGCACUAUCGCUGGAACACUGAAUAGGGAGUUGUGAUUGACAGAUAGAUCCCAGUUCUCUACAUUCUUUCAUACCAUGGUACCAUAUUAUAGAGUGGCCACCUCUCCACUCAGUUGUAGCGUUAAGCAACGGACGGAGUGAAAUUCUCUGUGACGACAUUCCUACUUGUGUCUAGGCCUCCGCACCCGGUUCCUCAUGGUGAUCGUCUGUGUGCCAGAACACGCAUUUCGGAAUCACCUCAUUAUUAACAUGAUGUUGUUGCUAAAUAUCAACAACCCUCCUGGAAUAGCAAUGAAUCAUCUAACAUCCUCAAGUUCGAAAGGUCGGAUAUCGCAAGAACAGAGUCGAACUGCUCUCACCAAUGGGUUGUAGACCCAACUUCUUGUAGGUAAACUAACAUCACGACAGCACGAGUGGCGAAAGCCGCUCUAUCCACUACACAUAGAUUGAUUUCAUCUAACAGUAUCACCUGCACUCACAGCUACCUAGACAAACAAACCUUCCGACUGCUAACGUCUCACCACCAAAACUGAGAGCAGGCAUGGGUUCCUGUUAGUUGGAUUUAGAAAGUAUAUAGUACAUACUUAUGGACACCAAUUCCAAAUUAAUUGCGAUUUUUGUGUCUAGAGUAUCAUCACACAUCAAUAUAAUAUCAUUGGCAUACUCCAAAUCACUUUAGCAACAAUAAACUGCUGUCGCGUUGGUUUUCUGCAGAACACUUGUAAAAUGCACUAGGAUUAAUAAUACCGUUAUCUAGCUUCAGUGUAAUAAUAAUAAUAGGAUACAGUCCGCUCAGUUAUUCUUCAGAAAGUACACUUGGAAUGGUCUAAUUUACUGAUUUCAUUUUAUUAAGCGAUAUGCGCAAAUCAGAAGUCAAGGAAUAUUGUCACAUUAGGAUUGAAAAGGUAGGCAAACGUCCUUAUGUGGUUAUGAUAUCAAAGAUAUUCGGAGUACUAGUAACUCGUAACUUUCUCAUAUGCUACUUAUCUCAUUUUAUUAAUUAGUUAAUAGUUGCAUUAAUGUAGUACCUUGGUUCCUUUAGCAGAGUAAGGAUGCAAGAUGGUGUUUGUGAGCGUUUUGUUCGACGCUACUUAUUGUCGAAGAAUUUCAAAGAUACACUGAAUGCAUUCGAAAUCGAGUAUUCGAAAGAAAAAAAUAGAGGGAAAUUUCAGCCAUUGGAUAUUAUCGAUCAACUUCAAGAAGCGAUCUACGAUUCUAAUUUAUCUCAGUUAACCAAUCAGUGGAAUUUCUUAGAAAAUACACUAUUUCACCGGUUAUCGGGUGAUAAACAACUUGCUGCCAAUGAGCUCAAAGUGCAUGUUUUUCGUACAUACUUAGUGCAGGCUAAAAUAAAGAAACGUCAAGCUAAAAUGACUGAGUUUUUCGAAUUACUUUCUUCGCAGUUCUCCUUUGGAAAAGAGGAAUGGCAAAGUUGGUGUGCUUUGCCUUACGCAGCGGAUCCAAAAAUGCACUCAGAGUUUUUUAUGUAUUUUACAAAGUCAUGGAUGGAUGUAUUGAUUCUAUCACUAACAAACUUCCUCUGUUUGAUUAAUUAUUCUGAAAGUAACCAAAGCAGAGUAUUUUUUGAGACGGAGUUUCCGAACCGAAAGAAUAAAUCAAGCACAAACGAAAAGACAUCAACGUCAGGAAAUCAAUUACCAUUUGGAGAGCUCCUUGAUGACUUUAAUGAACUGGGAACCAUCCGAACAAAUUCGAAACUUUCAUGA